AACCCCUUGUGAUUAUUUUCCCCAUGAUCAGAAAUCUGUGACCAAAUGAGGAGAUUCUUUAUCCUACUCACUUGUAAAAGGGUGAGUAACUUUAUAUCUAACAAUAAAUCACACAAAACCCAUUUCCAUACUCAUCUUAAACCAGGAAGAGCUAAUCUCAAUCUAAAAAGCUGUGCCAGAACUAAUCCUACCAAAGCACUGUUGCUGUUUCAAGAGCUGCUGAGAAAAAAGAUUUCUUGGAUAGAUAGCUACUCUCUCUUAUAUGUCAUCAAAGCUUGCACCCAGAGAUGCUUAUUUAAUGAAGGAAAGCUGUUCCAUGGUUUUGUCAUUAAACUAGGUUUUGAACCCAUAGUUUUCCUCCAAACAUCCCUCAUGGAUAUGUACUCUGCUUCUGCAAAUCUCGAGGGUGCACGCAAGGUGUUCGAUGAAAUGCCUAGCAAGAAUGUCGUGUGCUGGACUUCGUUAGUAACUGCGUGUGUUCAAAACCAGAAACCCAAUGCAGCUUUAGAGGUAUUCUGGCAAAUGAUAAUGGCGAAUGUGGAGCCUGAUCAGGUCAUUCUCACGGCUGUGCUGUCCGCGUGUGCUGAUGCUGGUGCACUGGAUGUGGGAGAGCAGAUUCAUGGUUACAUUCGUCGAAAUUUUGGGUUGGAUGCAGAUUUGCGCAUGGCAAAUGCCCUCUUAAACAUGUAUGUGAAAUGUGGGGAUGUCAAAGCUGCAAAGAUACUGUUUGAUGGUGUGAGGGAAAAGGAUGUCACAACCUGGACUUCCAUGAUUGUUGGCCUUGCAUUACAUGGCCAGGCAGAAGAAGCACUGAGGCUAUUUGCAGCCAUUGAAGAAGAAAACAGAUUAUCAAGAUUACGCAAAAACUGCAGGUUUAAGAGCGGAUUAGUUGUCCCUAACGACGUUACAUUCAUAGGAGUUUUAAUGGCUUGCAGCCACAUGGGGAGGGUGGAAGAGGGCAAGAGGCAUUUCAGAAGCAUGGUUCGAGAAUACUGCAUAGAGCCAAGACUCUCCCACUAUGGCUGCAUGGUGGAUCUGUUUUGUCGUCGAGGGCUGCUAAAAGAAGCGUACGAUUUUGUCCUGGCGAUGCCAAUUCCAGCAAAUGGUGUGAUAUGGAGAACAAUGUUAGGGUUUUGUGGCAUUCAUGGCAAUGCUGAGCUUGCUGCAGUGGCUCACUCUAGGCUGAUUGAAUUGCAGGAGGGUGUUGCUGGGGAUGAUGUUGUGAUGUCUAAUAUUUGUGCUGGGAAUGACAUGUGGGAGGAGAAAGUGAAGGUUAGAGAUGAGAUGAAACAGAGAAGAAUUCCUGGGUGGAGCUCAAUUCAGGUGGGGAAUUGGGUUCAGUCUCGAGACUUGUUAAGUUUAAAAUAGAAGAUAGAGAUUGCUUUAAUGAGUUAAAUGUGAUAACCUUGUUAAGUUAUUCCAUAUCUUUUAUCUAUUUCAUGAUCAUGAUAUUUGAUCGUGCUCUUAUGUAUAGUGGCAUUACAAAGAAUUGGGAUAUGAUUGCCUAGCAAUACUGAUUGGGUGCCCGAAGCCGUGUAUCCAAACUAUUCUUCCAUAA
Molecule: messenger RNA, 1558 nt
Organism: Ipomoea triloba (trilobed morning glory)
Lineage: Eukaryota; Viridiplantae; Streptophyta; Magnoliopsida; Solanales; Convolvulaceae
Product: putative pentatricopeptide repeat-containing protein At1g74400
Exons: 1
Coding region: 46-1368 (440 amino acids)
Biological process (GO): RNA modification
Molecular function (GO): RNA binding; protein binding
Source: RefSeq, a predicted model, not a curated record